UUUACAGUAAAAGCUAAGUUAGGCGUGCUCAGGAAGACAGUCACUGACAGGCAAGUUAUCUGGAAAUUCUACAGCAAGGACAUUCUGGGGGUCGACAGUGGAGUUGGCGACUGGGAGUAGAAAAGGAUUUUUUUCUUCUGGCAGCAGACACGACGAUAGAGAUGAUGCAAACAAAAGAACAUCGCAAGAAAAGGCAAGUGGCCAUUUUCAUUAUAUUGGUGUUUUGGUGGGAGGUGGGUUCAGAAUCGAUUCAGUAUUCUGUCUGGGAGGAGCAGGAAAGUGGCACGUUUGUGGCCAGCUUGACAAAAGACCUGGGACUCGGGGUGGGAGAACUGGCUGCGCGGGGCGCCCGGGCUGUUUUCAAGGGGAACCGGCAGCACUUGCAGAUUGACCCACAGACCUAUGAUUUGCGGGUAAAUGAGAAGCUGGACCGGGAGGAGCUGUGCGGCUUCACUGAACCAUGCUUGCUACCCUUUCAAGUGUUACUGGAAAAUCCCUUGCAGUUUUUUCAGGCUACUUUACAAAUCAAAGAUAUAAAUGACCAUGCCCCUGAGUUCCCAGCCAAAGAAAUGCUACUAAAAAUAUCAGAAAUUACUACACCAGGGAAGAUAUUUCCUUUGAAAAUGGCCCAAGAUUUAGAUGCUGGUAGCAACAGUCUUCAGAGCUACACAAUCAGCUCGGACCCUCACUUUCACGUUCUCACUCGCGAUCGCAGCGAUGGCAGGAAGUUCCCCGAGCUGGUACUGGACAAAGCCUUGGACCAUGAGGAGCAGCCUGAACUCAGGUUAACCCUCACAGCACUGGAUGGCGGGACUCCCCCAAGGUCCGGGACUAUCAGGAUUCAGAUCCUGGUCUUGGACAGCAAUGACAACGCCCCGGAGUUUGCUCAGGAAUUCUAUGAGGUGCGGAUUCCUGAAAACAAACCGCUUGGCUCUUUGGUUAUCACGGUCUCUGCAAGAGAUUUAGACGCAGGAUCUUUUGGGGAGGUAUCUUACUCCCUAUUUCAAGUCGAUGACAUAAACCAGCCCUUCGAAAUAAACUCAAUUACAGGAGAAAUUCGACUAAGAAGGAUGCUGGAUUUUGAGGAAUUAAAAUCUUAUCACGUGGAUGUUGAAGCCAUAGAUGGUGGGGGACUAUCCGGGAAAUGCUCUUUAGUCAUCAAGGUUCUGGAUAUGAAUGAUAAUGCCCCCCAAUUGACCAUGUCCUCACUCAUUAGCCCCAUCUCUGAAAACCUGCCAGAGAUCAUGGUGGCAGUCUUUAGUGUAUCAGAUGCAGACUCCGGACAAAACCAACAGGUUGUCUGUUCUAUAGAUGAAAAUCUUCCCUUUGUUCUAAAACCGUCAGUGGAGAAUUUCUACACUUUGACAACAGAGGGAGCGCUAGACAGAGAGCUAACCGACGCGGCGGCGCCCGACGCGCAGGCCGACCGGCUCACCGUCUACCUGGUGGUGGCGCUGGCCGCCGUGUCGUCGCUCUUCCUCCUGUCUGCGCUGGCCUUCGUGGCGGCGCGUGUGUGCGCGAGGAGCGGCGCGGCGGCGCGGGGAGGCUCGCCGGGGCCCGAGGGCCACUUCCCGGGCCACCUGGUGGACGUCAGCGGCGCCGGGACGCUGUCCCACAGCUACCAGUAUGAGGUGUGCCUGACGGGAGGUACUGGGACCAGUGAGUUCAAGUUCAUCAAGCCCAUUCUCCCCAACUUCCCUCCCCAGGAUCCUGGGAGGGAAGUGGAGGAAUACCCCAACCUUCGGAAUAGCUUCCCAUUCAAUUAAAUAUUGUACUAUUCUACUAGGCCCUACUUAGUAAGAUUAGAAAUCUCUUUUAAUUUAAAAUUACAUGUUAUUGGUGCAUGCUAUUGAAGGUCUGUUCCUUGAUUAUUUUACUACUCCUCUUUAUGGUCAAACAUUAGUCAUACACAAUAUUUCCCCAUUAAUGUGUCCAGUUUUUUU
Molecule: messenger RNA, 1943 nt
Organism: Condylura cristata (star-nosed mole)
Lineage: Eukaryota; Metazoa; Chordata; Mammalia; Eulipotyphla; Talpidae
Product: protocadherin beta-6-like
Exons: 2
Coding region: 162-1766 (534 amino acids)
Biological process (GO): homophilic cell-cell adhesion
Cellular component (GO): plasma membrane
Molecular function (GO): calcium ion binding
Source: RefSeq, a predicted model, not a curated record